CGUGUGAAGCAAAUCCCGGCAGCCGGGGGAGUAGCGGCUUCCGUGACAGCGGAAAUAAACUAAAAUAAAGCAAAGCAAAAUAAAAAGAGAGAAGAGCCAAAGGAGCACUUGCUUCUCAUCAUCGCUUAGCGAGAGGAAAAAAAAAAAAACAAACAAACCAACCACCAACAACAAAACAACCAACAACUCACUUUUUCUUAUAACCCUCUGCUGCAGGGAGCAAAGGGAAAGAAGGCACCGGGGCAGAGCCGCUAACAAAGCAGGGGUCGGACCCUAUCGGCACCCCGACUGACAGCGGGAGGGGUGAGGAGUAGGGGAGGCUCCGGCAAAGCCAGGAGCAGAAAUGAAAGUUUCGAAAUAGCAUUCAAAGAGCCGCAAAAGCCCGGAGCGAUCGGAGCUCUUCCUGCGCAGCGUCAGCUCCCCAUGGUGCAUCCCCGGCGCUGCAGCGGGGAUGUGAGCGGCCCCGGCCCGCUGCGCGGAGCGGGUGAAAGCACCGAAACUCCCCGUUAUUUAUUUAUUUAUUGGAAGCGAUGUACGGGUGACACCCAGAAGGCAUCUGAGCCCUGAGGGGGGAAAAAAAAGAAGAAGAAAAGCCUCCCGAUCCAAAAGGAAAACAAGAAGAAUGAGACAGCAGCCUUGACCUCUACAUUGAGGGGAAGGUGAGCAGAAGGAAAGAAAGACAACACAGGAAAGCCAUGCAAGCACCAAACCUGUAGAUUACUGCAGCUAUUUUUGCUUCACUGAGGACAGAUAUUUUACUGACAGUCAUGCAGCGUAAAGGCAUCAUGCUGAUUGUGUUCUUGGAAUGUUUUAUUUCUGGCCAUGGAGAAGCAGAUCCCGUGAGGCUACGAGCCUUCCGCUGCAGUGGCCGUUCCUGCAACCCUCCGGUGGGAAACCUCGCCACAGGGAGGACACCCAGCACUCUCACCACGUGCGGGCAGAACAGCACAGAGCUAUACUGCUCCUACCCAGACCAAAGCAUCCUCCAUCCAGCCUCCCAUGGCUGCGGGCAGCCUCGCUGCACCAAGUGCAAUGCCAACCAGCCUGAUAACUCCCACCUCCCUGCUGACAUGACCGAUGAUUUCUUUGCAAACCCAAUGUCCUGGUGGCAGUCUGCCCAAGGGGUGCACAGGGAAGAAAUUAGGCUGGACUUUGAAACAGAGUUCUACCUGACACACGUCAUUGCUGUCUUCAAGUCACCUCGCCCAGCUGCGAUGGUGUUGGAAAGGUCCCAGGACUAUGGGCAGACGUGGAGGCCCUACAAAUAUUUCUCUGUCAACUGUACUGCGACUUUUGGGCUCCAGGAUGACCUCACUGAGGAAGGCUCCAUGUGCACUUCCAGAUAUUCAGAUGCAGUACCCUGUACCAGAGGAGAGGUGAUCUAUCGUGCCUUAACUCCAUCUAACAAGAUUGAAGAUCCCUACAGUCCUGAGGCUCAAGAUCUCCUGAAACUCACCAACCUCCGCCUCCUUUUGUUAAAAAGGCAGGAAUGUCCAUGCCGUGGUUUGGGAUUGGUAGAGAAACCUCAGAGGUUUGCCCACUAUGCUAUUUACGACCUGAUCAUCCGGGGCAGCUGCUUUUGCAAUGGGCAUGCAGAAGAAUGUGAACUUGCCAACAGGACGGGAGAAGUGGAGAAUGUGGUCCAUGGGAAGUGUGUGUGCAGACACAAUACAGCAGGGGACCACUGUGAGAAAUGCGCACCACUAUACAAUGAUCAGCCUUGGAAGCCAGGAGAUGGAAAAACUGGGGCACCAAAUGAAUGCAAAAAGUGUCGCUGUCACAACCAUGCUGACAGCUGCCAUUUUGAUCUGAGUGUUUGGCUGGCAUCAGGGAAACACAGUGGUGGAGUCUGUGACAACUGCAAGCAUAACACAGAGGGACAUCGGUGUCAGAGGUGCAAACCGGGGUAUUACAGAGAUAGAGGGAAACCCAUGUCUUCUGCAGAGGUCUGCAAACCUUGCUCCUGCCAGCCAAUGGGUUCAGCCAACGCAACGUUCAGCCGGAGCUGGCGAUGCCACCCCAAGACGGGAUUCUGCUACUGCAAGCCAGGUGUGGCGGGCCCCAACUGCGAUAGAUGUCUCAUGGGCUACUGGGGCUUUGGAGAAAAUGGCUGCCGUCCUUGUGACUGUGCCAGAGACUGCGACCAACAUACUGGAAGCUGUUUCAAUGGCUAUGACAACGAGCCAUUCUUUAACAUCCCCAUUGGGGGACGAAUCCCUGACCUUGUGCAAACACCAACUAAUGAGAGCGAAGAUGAGUGGAAAUGGAAUGACCACGAGCAGGGAUUUUCUGCUCUGAGACACCCAGAAAAGUGUGUGUGCAAAGAGAAGGUGCUUGGAAGCGUCACUGACUUCUGUCAAAUGAAAUACGCUUAUGUGAUAAAAGCAAGAAUCCUGUCGGCUCAUGACAAAGGGACACAUGCAGAAGUUGUUGUGAAAGUGAAGAAGGUCCUGAAGUCCGGUAAAGUGAAAAUUGCUCGGAGCAACAGAAGCAUUUACCCAGAAUCCUGGACCAACAGGGGAUGUACUUGUCCCAUUCUCAAUCCUGGUACUGACUAUCUGAUAGCAGGCCAGGAGGACUCUAGGAGCAGCAAACUUCUUGUGAACAUGAACAGCCUGGUGAAACCCUGGAAAGCACAUCUGGGAAAACAAGUGGCAGAUAUUCUUCGAACAGGGUGCAAGUAACUUCAGCUUCAGAAAUUACAGUGAUGAACUUUGCCUUUUAGUAACACUGCAGUGAAAGGUGUAGCUAGCUCCUAUGUUCCCAGUGAAUGUGCUCCUAGCUGAAGUGAUGAAGGUGGGCUCACCACCCUUUCUCCUUUCAUUUCCGUAGAGAAUGCUGGGACAUGACUGCUUUUUUUCCAGAAUGCACAGACUUAUCACAUAGCAUCAUCCAUAGGUUACAGUUUUUAAUUUCAGCCUGAUUCCGUGUACCCAGAGAAUCAUUUUACAAGGCAAAACUGAAGGUAUGGAUGUUUCCACACUUCCAGUCAGAGCCUGAUAUUAAUACAUAUAAGCUGAUUACAUAACACAUUCAUUACUUGGGUGUAGUUUUUUUUUUUUAAAUAAGUGACCACUAACAGGCAGCAAUUUCUUUCAGCUUCACAAGUGGCAUAAUACUAGAUAAGUAUGUCAAAUAUAAUAUCCAUCUAAAGCAGCUCAGAUAUUUUUAUUUACCAUCAGUGAUUAUGCCAGUAUAACAUGCUGCUUUCUAGAAAACAAUACAGUCAGAUGGCUGAACAGAAACAAACUAACACAGGACUCAUCUGGGACAAGGCUCUGUAGAUGUACUUUGCUAUCGUCAGUGCUUAGUGAUGAGCUCUGCUGCAGAAAGCUCCUUAUUACAAACUUGAUUCCAAAUCCAGCUCUUGCUCUCAUCUUGCUCUUUGCUGUAGUACUCAAAACUGUAACACCAGGCAAAAGUUGCACAGUGGUUACUACCAAAAAGCCUUAUGCUAGGAAAGAGCCAAAACGUGAUGAACUUUAGCUGCUCCUAUGUCGAGUUUAUAGUACCACAAAAGCUACAAAAGUAGGAGGUAAAUGGGUUGCUUGUAUUGCAUAUUAAAUGAGAUAGCUAAAGUUACUGUGAGAGCAACCUGGUAUUCAAACUGUGCUCAAGACCACUGACAUUUGAUUUGCACUUAGUGCUUUCAUUCUGCUUUAUUUCUCUUGGUCACUCUUGAGGUUAAAAUACUGAACUUCGGUCACCUUCUUAUUGUACACGAGGAUUUUUCUCCCGCCCCACAGAAGUACAGGUGAGGUAACAUCUGCACUCUAGGUGGAAAUAGUCCUGUCCUGCAAAAGCAUUCUUUCUAAACCAAUUUUCCCCUACACCACAGUAAUGAAGAGGUAGCUAUUUUAAUCGUUCCCUAACAAAAUAUUUCGAAGAAAUUGUAGUUCUUGAUUUCUGCCCCUGAGAAAAGGAAAUCAUGAUCAAACGGAGUUCAUUUAAACACAUCAUGUCAUUAAGUAAAGCAGAAAUGAUAAUGGAUCAGUCUAUACUUUCAGGUGGUCACAUGUGCUUCUUCUGCAUAUAUCUUAUUCCACGCCUACAAUUUGUCUGAUGCUCUCAAAAAGAGGCACUACCUUAAUUUAGCACUCCUGAGUGUUACGUGGGAAAAUCCAAAGCUAAUGCAAAGGGAUGGCUGUUCUAGGCUACAGGUUUAUUCUCUUCAUCACUGGGAACCUGAAGAAUACAGCUUUGUUAAUUCUAAUUGUACCUGUUUUCCUUUUAACUCUGCAUUGGUUGAACAGCAGAAAAACCUUCAGGUCAUUUGGAAAUGGAUGGCAGGCAGGUAUUAAAAAAAAACAACACUGCUUUUCUGCUGACAGUGUAUAAAGUGUCUCUCUUUCCCCUUCCCUUCUCCCUUGCCAUAGAUUUUCUUUCCUUCUGUUUGUCUUACAAGCACUUCAUUAUUUAUUUGUUGUUGCUAAAGUGGUAUCCAACAAUGUGGCAUCUCCAACAAGCUAUUUAAUUAAUGCAAUAAAAAACUUUUUAAACAGGAUAUUUGGCUUAAUUUGAAAUGUCAGUGUAUAGAAGUUAGGAGCAUAACACUUUCUUUAUCAUCUUCAGUGUCUGAACAAGAAGACUGACUAGCUCUCUUUCAAACAGGAAUAAAGACAUGCUCAUGAAUUUAAGUGUUCUCAAAGGGCCUCUCACAAUAGGUGAAAAUGAGGUGUACGUUUAUAGCUAAAUUAAGGAACAUACCUUUCAACACAGGUCAUUUUACCUGUGAGGCAUCUCAUUUACCGUGAUCGUAUUCCAUUGUGGUUCAUAGUCAGUACUGUAUUAAAGCAAACUUCCAUGUUUUAAUUUUUGUGCCAGAUUGGUGAUUUUGUGGGGAGCGUGAACAGCUUCACAGUUCCUUUUGGUGAGUGAAAAUUAUUUAGUAACAUGGUCUUUCAUGACUAUUUCCAGCAGUUGCUAAUAGAAACACCAUUUGGAACACAAAUAUUGAUACCCUGGUAUGUUCUCCUAGUACAUGCUGUAAUACUGUAAUGAUUACCUUAGUGCAAACACAGCUGUGUGCAAAGACAGCUGUCAAAAUGUUGCACACUCAGAAAUGAGUGACAACCAUACGCACACAUUUUGGAGAGGUAUAAAGCAAAUGAGGUGGUGGGAGAGGGAGGUAACGCCAAAAACAUUCAACAAAUUUAUUACCCAAAUUUCCCAUUCUUUGAAUCUCUAAUUUAUUUGCUGGUGGCUAUAUAGAUAAGUUUCCCUCAUUGCCUCUGUUGGUCAGAAACAUGCACAUUUUGUUCCAAUUGCAAGCUCUCAUUUACUGGCUUCACAUGUACAUGAGAAAGUGCAGGAUGACUUACAGAAGCUGCUGCAUGUCUCUCAGAACAAGCAAACAUGGUCAUACAUAGUGAAUUUAAAAUAAACUAGCACAGAAGAUAACUCUUUCCAAGAUGAAUUGUUUUGUAGGUCUGCAUGCAGUACCAAGUAUCUUUCAAUCAUCUCUGUGAUUGUCUCUCUUAGGUGGCAUAAUAGUAUAAAUAACACUAAUCCAGAAAAGAAGAUGCAUUUGCCUGUACAGAAGUGGCUGUACUGUUUCUUAUAGUAGAAAAAAGGACCCUCUUAAAGAUGCCUUUGUGAACAACUCUGCAAUGCCCAAAUUGAUAAAGCGUCUUACAAGCAGUAGCAAUCACAUACUAAACAAUAGCAGCAAUGUAUCACUUGGAAAUUCUGCAUAAGGAUUAAAUAAAAGCAUCUGGCCACAAGGAAAGGCUGGAAAGUUGUAAAAAAUGCAUAAAAGUGCAGGUAGUCACCUGAAGGAGAAGCACAUGCAACUUUCCACACAACAGCAACAAACAUGGUAUUGUUGCUCAGAGCAGUUCUGUAACAGCUGUGCAGCACAUCUGUCCAUGAGCAAAUGACCAUUCUUACAACAUGCACCUUUAAAACAUGGAAGCAGUUCAUUAAAAGGUGAGUGCUGAGCUUUAGUUCCUGUGUGGUAACAUACCAUCACUAAUGCUUCAUCUUCUGCUCUUGGCAAAUGGUCAAGAAGGAAAAUAGCAGAACUUUGUGCAGUGCACUUCUGGAAAUAGUUCACUGCUAUAAAGAGCAAGUUUUGUAACAUUCACCAUGACUCAUGACUUUUCCAUGCUGCUUGAUGUAAGUUUUCACUGAGUUGAUAUAAUUUAUACAAAGUGGUCUCUGAAGACCCCCAAACCUGGAAGAGUUAGUGUGUUAUUUGUUACGUGUUGUAGCACAUUCUCUUUUGUACUUAAAACAUCAAUUAAAAAUAUUCAGACAUUUA
Molecule: messenger RNA, 6262 nt
Organism: Centrocercus urophasianus (Greater sage-grouse)
Lineage: Eukaryota; Metazoa; Chordata; Aves; Galliformes; Phasianidae
Product: netrin-4-like
Exons: 10
Coding region: 768-2684 (638 amino acids)
Biological process (GO): cell migration; basement membrane assembly; substrate adhesion-dependent cell spreading
Cellular component (GO): laminin trimer
Molecular function (GO): protein binding
Source: RefSeq, a predicted model, not a curated record